AUGGCUGAACUCUCUGACUCUUCUUCUAAGCAGUCCCUCAAUCCCCAAGAGCUAGCCUGUGACACCUCUUCUGAGUCCCUCAAUCCCCAAGAGCCUCAGAAGGCCGGCCCGGCCACCCAACCAAAGCCCAGGCCCCCCAGCCACUCCAAGAGCAUGAGGCACCACAGCCACUCCAGGUGUGGGGACAGUUUUGCCACCUAUUUCCCCAGGGUGCUGAAGCACAUCCAUUUGGGCCUCAGCCUCUCCCGGUCUAGCGUGAGCGUUCUGGACUUCUUCGUCCAGGACAUGUUAGAGCGCAUCACCAGCAAGGCCUGCCACCUGGCCGGCCAGAACCAUCGCUCCACCAUCACCUUCAGAGACAUCCAGACGGCCGUGCUCCUCCUGCUGCCUGGGGAGAUUGGCAAGCACGCUGUGUACGAGGCCACCAGGGCCCUCAGCUGCUCACAUUCCAGCAAGUGA
Molecule: messenger RNA, 459 nt
Organism: Urocitellus parryii (Arctic ground squirrel)
Lineage: Eukaryota; Metazoa; Chordata; Mammalia; Rodentia; Sciuridae
Source: RefSeq, a predicted model, not a curated record